Molecule: messenger RNA, 1472 nt
Organism: Camelina sativa (false flax)
Lineage: Eukaryota; Viridiplantae; Streptophyta; Magnoliopsida; Brassicales; Brassicaceae
Source: RefSeq, a predicted model, not a curated record
AUUCACGGUUUCUGAUAUCGCUCGCUUUCACGUUUAUUUUUAAAAGAAAGGGAGUUGAAGGGUGUUUUCGUCUUUUAACAUAACCAUCGGGUCAAUAACGGAGAUUUCACCUAGCCGGUGACCUUAUCCCCUCGCCGGUGAACGAAUCUCAGAUCCAAAACAAUUUGGCAUAAAAUUCCUCAGAUUCUCUGAAAAAUUCAAGCUAAGCGAUGGAGGAAGACGACGAGAUUCAGUCGAUUCAUUCUCCGGGAGAUUCUUCCCUUUCACCACAAGCUCCUCCCUCUCCGCCGAUUUUGCCGACAAACGACGUUACCGUCGCCGUUGUGAAGAAACCGACGGCUGCUUCUGUUUCGUCUCAGUCUCCGUCGAGGAACGCUUUAGCGUUAGUGGUUCAUACUCCUGCUGUAACCGGUGGUGGUGGUAGCGGUAACAGAAACGGACGAGGAGGAAGCGGUGGUGGCGGCGGCGGAAGAGACGAUUGUUGGAGCGAAGAAGCUACAAAGGUUCUAAUCGACGCUUGGGGAGAUCGGUUCUCUGAGCCAGGUAAAGGAACAUUGAAGCAACAGCAUUGGAAAGAAGUAGCUGAGAUUGUGAACAAGUCUCGUCAAUGCAAAUACCCUAAAACUGAUAUACAGUGUAAGAACAGGAUUGAUACUGUCAAGAAGAAGUAUAAGCAAGAGAAGGCUAACCGUUCGCAUCUGUUUAAACGGCAAGCUAAAGGGACGCAGAUUCUUCAACACCAAGGAGGAGGAGGAAGGGAUUUGAAGAGAGGUUCUGAUUCCAUGCGUUGGCAUUUUAGGAAACGAAGUGCUUCUGAGACUGAGUCUGAGUCUGAUCCUGAACCUGAGGCUUCACCUGAUUCUGCUGAGAGUUUGCCACCGCCUCAACCUGUUUCGUAUCAGCUGCCAAAGCGGUUGAAGGUGGAUAAGAGUGAAGGGAGUGGAGUUGGAGAUGUGGCGAGGGCGAUACUUGGAUUCACGGAAGCUUAUGAGAAAGCUGAGACUGCUAAGCUUAAGCUAAUGGUGGAGUUGGAAAAGGAGAGGAUGAAGUUCGCUAAAGAGAUGGAAUUGCAGAGAAUGCAGUUCUUGAAAACUCAGUUGGAGAUAACACAGAGCAAUCAAGAAGAGGAAGAGAGGAGCAGGCAGCGAGGAGAUAGAAGGAUCGUUGAUGAUGAUGAUGAUGAUGAUGAUGAUGGCAAUGUCAAGAAUAACGGCAAUGUAAGUAGCUGACAAACAGUUGAAACACAAAAUGUUCCUAUUGAUAUUUGCUAUGAUAAAAAGCUGUCUAGAUUGCUGGACUUAGGAUUUCAUGUUGGUGUUCUUGUUGUUGUUGCUGCCUUGUGGGAUGUGUAAAUGUAGUUAAGUUAUUAUGACUCUGAUCAUUAUCACCAUGUUGUUGUUAUCAUCGUUGUUGUUGUUAUCCGUCUUGGCUGAAAUAUGGGCAAAUUAAAAAAACGUUUGAACUUGAAUAUC